AAGUGAGAAAAAUACAAAGAAACGGAAGGCACUGGAAAGGCAACAAUCGGCACUGCUUGACAAACUCCGCGAUUUAUUCCUUCAUUCAUUUCAGAAUACGCGUCAGUCGACAGUAACAGUAAAACCCGGCCUUCACUUCUGCACUCUCUCUCCCACGCAGCCGAAAAAAACUUAGCUCUGGCUCUCGGGUAGCAGAAGUAGGAGCGGCGGGAUGGGAGCGUCUUGUGAUGGUGAUUUUGCAUUUUCAGCGAAUCACAGCUACGCGUCCUCUCAAGAUAUGGGGUUCACUAAACACAUUCACGACAAUGUUCAUGGAAAUAUUUAUCUUGAUCCGCUGUUUUUGAAAUUCAUUGACACUGAACAGUUUCAGAGGCUCCGAGAUCUUAAGCAGCUUGGAAUGGCGCACAUGGUUUAUCCAGGUGCAGUACAUUCUAGAUUUGAACAUUCUCUAGGAGUUUAUUGGCUUGCAGGUGAAGCCGUCCAUAGACUUAAAAUGAAACAAGGACACGGACUUGGUAUUGAUCACUUUGAUAUGCAAACUGUGAAACUUGCAGGGCUUUUGCAUGACAUAGGCCAUGGGCCUUUUAGUCAUUUAUUUGAACGUGAGUUUCUCCCCGAGGUUGAGAAGGGAAUUGACUGGUCUCAUGAACAAAUGUCUGUUGAGUUGGUGGAUUAUAUUGUAGAUGAGCAUCACAUAGAUAUUGAUUCUGAUACCAUGAAAAGAGUCAAGGAAAUGAUCCUUGCAAGUUCCAAAUAUGCUACAAAUAAAAGCACAAGGGAAAAGCAUUUUCUAUAUGAUAUUGUGGCAAAUGGUCGAAAUGGCAUUGAUGUUGACAAGUUUGACUACAUUGCCCGCGAUUGCCGAGCAUGUGGUUUAGGAUGCAACUUUCAGUAUAAAGAAUUGAUGGAAUGCAUGAGAGUAAUAGGAGAUGAUAUAUGCUAUCCAGCCAAAUCUUAUCUGAAUAUCCAAAAGUUGUUUGCCACAAGAGCUGAUUUGUACAGAACUGUUUAUACUCAUGCAAAAGUAAAGGCUAUAGAGCUAAUGGUUGUAGAUGCCUUGGUGAGUGCCAACAGUUACCUACAGAUAUCAUCUCACAUACAGGAUCCUUCGCAGUAUUGGAAGUUAGAUGACACCAUUCUCAAGACCAUUGAGACAGCCCCAGAUCAGGAACUAAAGGAAUCUAGGGACUUGAUACUUCGCAUUCGCAGGAGAGAUUUGUAUCAGUUUUGUAAUGAAUAUGCUGUUCCAAAGGAGAAACUGGAGAAUUUUAGGAAAGUUACUGCACAAGAUAUUGUUUGUUCCCAGAGAAAUGGAGGAACUGCACUUAGAGAAGAAGAUGUGGUGGUUAGCAAUGUCCGGAUUGAUUUAACACGCGGGGACAGUAACCCUCUUGACAGCAUCAAGUUUUUUAAGGAUUAUGAGAGUGAGGAAACAUUCUCAAUUCCAGAUAAUCGCAUCAGCCAUUUGCUUCCAUCAUCCUACCAAGACAUGAUUGUGCGAGUGUACUCCAAAAAGCCUGAAUUGGUUGGUGUAGUUUCCGAGGCUUUUGAAAAUUUUCAGUGGAAGACUUACGGCACCACUGCACAAGUUCAUGCAACACCUGAGAAGAAAAAGCGCCGAGCUUAAAUCGUUCUACUGCAUCCAAUGCUUGCUAUAUUUUGUUGUUUCACAUAAACAUUAUUCAAACCAAUGGAAGUCUCUGGCAUUCCUAAGCAUAUUUACCAAAAGAAUAGUUAACAUGUGAAAUGAUUUCGUGUUGGAGAGCAUCUUUGUGAGUUAUUUUUAGUCCUUUUUAUAUGUUGGAUACAUUGCAUAGAAGAUGCAUGACGUUACAUCAUGCACUGUUGCAGUUUUGUUUGCUGUAUGAAAAGCUUGGAAUUCGGGUGGUAUGUCAAUGUAUCAGAGUCUUAUUACAUUUAA
Messenger RNA from Andrographis paniculata, 1921 nucleotides. RefSeq lists its product as uncharacterized. Gene Ontology annotation, biological process: dGTP catabolic process. Gene Ontology annotation, cellular component: nucleus. Bases 212 to 1627 code for a protein of 471 amino acids. NCBI's taxonomy places the organism in Eukaryota, Viridiplantae, Streptophyta, Magnoliopsida, Lamiales, Acanthaceae. The record is from RefSeq and is a predicted model, not a curated record. Gene Ontology annotation, molecular function: dGTPase activity. The transcript has 20 exons.